GCCUUUCGCCAUUUUCAGCAACGCACUCAUUUGGAACCAUCAAGUUGGUUGAUCGACGUCCAAACAAAUCAAAUAUACACAUAUGUCACACUUAAAACUCAUUUGGAACUCAGACGCAGCUUUGCCACCAGCAACAGACGCUUCAACGAUUGCACUCGGUUGCAACAGCGAAUCUAGAGUUUCACAUUCCGCUGGUGUGCGGUUAAUAAACCGCAAACUGUUCGAGACAACGCAGUUAGGCGCAGAUACUUUUGCUGCUGUGCAAAGCAGACUCCCUAAGAGAAAUACAUGCAACGUGUCAGAUUGUGUGAACGCUGCUAUCAAGGUCAGCCCAAUCAGACGGGUGUACACACACGCUCGCAGUACUGGACGGUUAUAUUAAAAGACCAUUUCUUCAGCUCAUCCAAAUUAUCCUGGUGCCAAAAUGAUUCGCGCUGCCAUGGUCGUGGACGACCCUGAUAUGGUGUCUCCGCUGCCAUACCUUAACUUCCUUCGCUUCCUGAAGCGGAACUUCUAUCCCAGGACUGAUUUGCGCCGCUUACUUCAGGUGGGGCUCAUCCGUUGGAUUGCACUUAGCGAUGCUAAGAAGAGGUUAUUUGAGCCAGAACGAAUCUUGGCGCGUGUGGUUCGCACGAAAAGGAAUAAACGACGCCGCCGAUUACUUCGUCGUUCUCGGCGUGGCCAGAAAGGACGUGGUGUAGUGCGACGCCCCAUCUACGACAACCGUCCUAAGCCGCGACGCAUCAGAUCCAAGUAGAGAGUGAGCAUUGUAUUGCGAAAACAAAACUAUUCCAUUCUUGGGUGGCUCUCAAUCAAAGUGUGCGUAACAUAUUCAGCUCUUUUUACACUGUCCUUUGUUUUCAGGCGGUAAGCAAGGCAAGAUGAAGGCAAACACUGCAGAUAAAUGUAUUUUUUGGAUAAAUUUAUUAAAAAUAAAUAUAUAUGCUA
Molecule: messenger RNA, 948 nt
Organism: Drosophila mauritiana
Lineage: Eukaryota; Metazoa; Arthropoda; Insecta; Diptera; Drosophilidae
Exons: 3
Coding region: 425-757 (110 amino acids)
Source: RefSeq, a predicted model, not a curated record